Messenger RNA from Entrophospora candida, 1188 nucleotides. The record is from the annotation of a GenBank genome assembly. Lineage: Eukaryota; Fungi; Glomeromycota; Glomeromycetes; Entrophosporales; Entrophosporaceae.
AUGAAUCCUGAAAAACUUGCCAAGCUUCAAGCACAAGUUCGGAUUGGUGGUAAAGGAACACCAAGACGUAAGGUUAAAAAGGUAUAUAAAACUGUUAAUAAUGAUGAUAAAAAACUACAGUCUACACUCAAGAAACUUAAUGUUCAAGCAAUUCCAACAAUUGAAGAAGUAAAUAUGUUUAAAGAAGAUGGAUCUGUUAUCCAUUUUACAAAUCCAAAAGUUCAAGCAUCAGUUCAUUCAAAUACAUUUGUAAUUAAUGGUCAUGGUGAAGAAAAGGAUCUUACAGAAUUGGUGCCAGGAAUUUUGAAUCAACUAGGACCAGACUCCCUUGCAUCACUUCGUAAAUUGGCAGAAUCUUAUCAUCUCAAUUUAUCAUCUCAAGGUGCACAAGGUGAUAUUGUCAGUGGCAGUGGUGGUGGUGCUACUGGUUCAGCAGAUGAUGAUGACAUUCCAGAAUUAGUUGAAAAUUUUGAAGCUACAAGUGAAAAGAAAGAUGAAGAUGAUAAAGAAGCAGAAGUAAAAAACAUUGAAAAGGCAUCAAUAGUUUCUAGGUCUGGAUUUUGGAAUCAACAUCAAGGCCUUGAUGCAAUAUUGGAAAAAUUCAAUAAAUCAUUAAAAUCCAGUUAUGGUAGAGAUUAUCGAGAUUAUUAUGACCGUUAUGAUCGUGAUAAAUAUGUUCAUUACGAUCGUGAUCGAAUAAAAGGAAGAGAUAGAGAUGGUAAUUACAAACAUCUAAAUAAUAAAAAUGAUGAUGAUUAUACUUCAAAAAUGGAUGAUAGGGGACUGCAAGCAAUCAAAGAUGCUGGAGAAGUUACUUCACAAGAUUUUAAUCCUUUAUAUGCAAAUAAACGCGAAGCUCAAAUGUUUGGACAUGGUCAUCUUGCUGCUUAUUUUUUUAUGAAAAUGGAGAUUGAUAGGCGAAAAGAAUUAAAAACCAUGUGGGAUGAUCGAUACUGGCGUAUAUUCAAAGAAGAUUUCAAUAUUGCAACUAAAGGUGGCAGUAUUCCAAAUUCUAUAAGGCCGUGGAAGGAAUCUGGUUUACCACAAAGAAUACUUGAUUUUAUUGAAAAUAUUGGAUAUAAGGAACCAACACCUAUUCAACGACAGGCUAUUCCUAUAGGUUUACAAAAUAGAGACAUUAUUGAUUUUAACAAACUUUCUGGAUCCGGCCUUGUUGACAUAAUGUGA